Malaclemys terrapin pileata is the source of this 3389-nucleotide messenger RNA. RefSeq lists its product as uncharacterized. Gene Ontology annotation, molecular function: zinc ion binding; N-acetylmuramoyl-L-alanine amidase activity. NCBI's taxonomy places the organism in Eukaryota, Metazoa, Chordata, Testudines, Emydidae. The transcript has 14 exons. Gene Ontology annotation, biological process: peptidoglycan catabolic process. The record is from RefSeq and is a predicted model, not a curated record. Bases 1 to 1755 code for a protein of 584 amino acids.
AUGCCAGCCCCCCUCUGCACCCCACAGGGCGCCUGUCUCCAUGGAACACCUCUGCCCCCAGCCCGGCUCUUCUCCCCGCAGCCCCAGCUGGGCAGUGGGCCGAGCGAGAGGAAGAUGCUGCUGCUGAUGCGGGUCGUGUUGCUCUCAGCGCUCUGCGCCACGGCGCUCGGCUGCCCCACCAUCAUCACCCGCUCCCAGUGGGGGGCCCGGGCCCCGACAAGCAGGACCCAGCUGAGCACCCCAGUGCCCUACGUCAUCAUCCACCACACGGCAGGGAAUCCCUGCACCUCACAGGCCUCCUGCAGCCGGCAGGUCAGGGGCAUCCAGAACUACCACAUGGACACCCGGCGCUGGCCCGACAUCGGCUACAACUUCCUGAUCGGCGAGGAUGGCAGAGUCUACGAGGGCAGAGGCUGGAGCAGCGUGGGGGCCCACGCCUACGGCUGGAACAGUAAUUCGUUGGGAUUCAGCUUUCUGGGCACCUUCUCCAGCAGAGCCCCCAACGCUGCCGCCCUGAACGCCGCCAAGAGCCUGAUCCAAUGCGCCGUCAACAGGGGCUCCCUGAGCCGCAGCUACACCCUGAAGGGGCAUCGCAACGUGAGCCAGACCGACUGCCCCGGGAACGCCCUCUACAAUGUCAUCACCCAGUGGCCCAGGUUCAAAGCUGACUUAUCUGCUAUUAGUGUUGAUAACACUGAAGCUCCAAGAACAGAAGUACUGGGCAUCUUAAACACUGUUACUGAGGAAACAACAUUCCAGCCUUCAGCACUUAACAACACCUGGGCCGAGCGAGAGGACGAGGAUGCUGCUGACGCGGGUUAUGUGGUUCUCAGCGCUCUCCGCCGUGGCGCUCGUGACAUUCCUCACCCCGUCCUCCCCCUCUCAGAGAUCCCGGCAUCCUGCCGCCAGAACGGUUAUGUGGGGGGCAGAGGAAGCCGCAACUUUCAGAACUGCAGGGGGACGGCACCUGCAGGCAGGGGCAGCACGCAGAGCCGCCUGGCCACGCCGCCACCUAGGAGACAGAGGGUAAUGCUGGCAGCUUCCCAAGUGCCGCCUGAGCAUCGGCACGAGGGUUUAUUGACCAACUACCUGGCCCCCCCCCACAUCGUCCUCCCAGGCACUUAUAGAGAGCAGCAGGUGCCGGUGCCCGGAGCUCACUCUGUCCAGCUCUGCAGGAAUCCAGGGCCGAGCGAGAGGAAGAUGCUGCUGCUGAUGCGGGUCGUGUUGCUCUCAGCGCUCUGCGCCGCGGCGCUCGGCUGCCCCCGCAUCGUCUCUCGCUCCCAAUGGGGGGCCCGGGCCCCAAAAAACAGGGUCCGGCUGAGGACCCCAGUGCCCUUCGUCAUCAUCCACCACACGGAAGGGAAUCCCUGCACCUCACAGGCCUCCUGCAGCCGGCAGGUCAGGGGCAUCCAGAACUAUCACAUGGACUCAAACGGCUGGUCAGACAUCGGCUACAACUUCCUGAUCGGCGAGGACGGCAACGUCUACGAGGGCAGAGGCUGGAGCACCAUGGGGGCCCACGCCAAGAACUGGAACCAUAAGUCGCUGGGAUUCAGCUUCCUGGGCAGCUUCUCCAGCAGAGUCCCCAACAACGCCGCCCUGAACGCCGCCAAGAGAUUGAUCCAGUGCGCCGUCUCCAAGGGCUUCCUGAGCCGCAGCUACUUCCUGAAGGGGCAUCGCAACGUGAGCCAGACCGACUGCCCCGGGAACGCCCUCUACAAGGUCAUCAGACAGUGGCCCAGGUUCAAAGCCUGAGUCCCUGCAGCCUCGGGGCAGCCCCUGACCCUGCCUGCGGCUUCUGCCUGCCCAAGCAGCACCUCCGCCCCCCAGCAGGGGGCAGCCUCGCGCUUCUCGCCCAUCUGCUGCCUCCUGGGGCCUGGAGAGCAGGGAUCUGAGAGUUGGGGUUACGCUCCCGUCUCCCCUGGGCUCUGCUGCCGUCACCCCAGGGCUCAGAUUUCUAAUGGUGCCUUGGAGCCAACUGCCCCACCCAGGUGGCUUCCUUCAGCAGAGGCCAGGCCUAGCCCCUCGCUCCCGCCCAGAACGGACACGUCGGCUCAGCCCGGCUCCACACACAGCCAGGCCCAGGGUCUGACUGCAUCCAGGGGGUGGGGCCAAUCCUCAGCCGAGCUCCGUGGCGACGGCCCUGCCAAUCCCUGGGCAGCUCAGGGAAUGUCGCCUCCAUUCCCGUGUUAAACGUCUGAGCAAUUCUCACUUCCAGAGUCAAACCCUCCUCUGCCCCCAGCCCCCUGACAUCUGCAGCAAAUUCAGCUGGACUCCCCCAGAAAUUGGUCGCUAUUUACCCCACCCCACAAAGGGAACCUGUAGCGACGUGGGACUCACCCCUGUGGCACCUCCUGCUGGUCAUCUCUGGGAAUUAGCAUGUCCAGCCUCCAUAGCGCCCUCUGCAGGCUGGUGUCCCACUGCUGCUUGGCCCCCGUGUCUCUCCCAGGACUCCAGUGCGCCAUUCUCUGGGGUGCUGCCCCUGGCAGUACACCCCUCUGUCUCAAGGUCUCCCCUCCCUAGGGAACUCCUACCCCCUCUCCCCACCUCGCCUCAGUCAUAGGCAACUGCCAGUCACCAACUAGCCCCGCUCCCUGGGGCAGACUGCAGUAUAAGCCACUCAUCACAGACAAGGGGUUUUGGGACCUGCUGCCUUUCUCUGCAACCCGGUACCUCUGGGGCCUUGGACAAGGCCCUGCACCCUGGGGAAUUGCCAGCCUACAGCUCCCCAACCCUACUUCACUGCCAGUCCCCUUUCUGCAAGCAGCCAAGCCCUGCUCUCUCCCAGCCUGGAGAGAGACUUCUAGGCCACUGGCUCACAGCCUUUAUAUACAGGCCAGCUGUGGCCUGACUGGGGCGUGGCCCCCAGCUAAGACUGCUUCCCCAAUCAGCGUAGUAGCAGCUUUCUCCCAGCCGCAGCCCUGUCCUAGGGCUGUCUUGAGCCCUUCAGGGCAGGAGCGGCGUAACCACCCUGCUACAGAACCCCAGUGUCCCCGAGCCCUGACCCGCAGCUCGGCCUGGCCCCCGCAGGGGCUGGCUCUCAAAGCUUUCAGCCCCAGCCCCUUUCGCCCCGACAGUCCAUUCCCGCCAGCCUCUCACCGAGGGGGGGCGAAGUGUUUGGAUCUUCACGCGGCAGGUGCCUGGGAAGGACCCGGCGGGUGGUUCGCAGAGUCCCACAAAGGGGGUUUUAAUUCAAGUGCGAUUUGCCUCUAACCCAGCACCCCUGCGGCUUAGGGCUUGCUUUGCUUGGGAGCUUCUGAGCAGUGACAAUAAACCAGCUUCUAACACGUGAAAAGUUGAAGUGCCGUGAAUCAUUUCAUCUCCUGUUAAACCAUAACCACCCCCCGCCACUGGGCUGGGCUGGGAGAGCUCAGAGGGUGAGAUUAGGG